Molecule: messenger RNA, 538 nt
Organism: Rubroshorea leprosula
Lineage: Eukaryota; Viridiplantae; Streptophyta; Magnoliopsida; Malvales; Dipterocarpaceae
Source: the annotation of a GenBank genome assembly
AAGAAGCCACCUCUCCGCACUCGGCUGUCUCAUAAUUCUCAACGCAAGCUUUGUUUUUUUUUUUUUUUCAAAUUUUCUAAAAUGGGUGCUUCCGGAAAAUGGUUCAAGUCCUUAGCCACUCUGAAACCACCACAACCUUCCAAUUCCAACAAUAAUCAAUGUUUACAGAAGAAACUGGUUGACAAGGGGAAGAAGAAAUGGAGGCUAUGGAAGAGCUCCUCUAAAGGCUUCGGGUCGCCUUCUUCCAAGGGCCUCAAGAUGCACCAUUUCUCUGGAUUAGUGGCGUCUGAUUCCUCCUCAUACCCGGUGGAUGAGGCUUUUGCUGCAGCCAUGGCCACUUUGAUCCGCGCUGCUCCAAAACAUUUCAAGGUGGUGAUUAAUUUUUUGUUAUGAAACAUUUCAAGGUACUGCACCAAAAUAUUUCUUUUACUGUUGGCAACGUUCAUCUUCUCCCUUUCCUUUUAUGUUUUUCUUGCCAUUAGCAUACUCUUGUAUAUAAACUUAUAUUCGAUUCAUUGAAUAAAUUGAGGGAAAUGUU